AGAUGUUAUAUGACAAUGCACAUAGCUAAUGGUUUCUGAUUCUGGGGUUCCGAGAUCUUGAUAGAGAGGUGGCCCAAUUCCCCGAUUCGACUUGGACAUCAGCGAUGAGGACCUUAGCACCGUCUGCUCCAUCUAAUGCCACCGGCUCUGCCAUCAGUGCUACCUUCGCCCCUCUAGCCUAGGGGAAGGUUGCCCUAAUUACAGGAGGAGCCAGCCGUGUUGGCGCAUGCACUGCCAGAAUCUUUGCCCACCAUGGAGCCAGAGUAGUUGUAGCUGACAUCCAAAAACAAUUAGGCCACACAGUCUGUGAGUCAGUCGGCCCAUCAAACUCCAUUUUCCUCCACUGCGACGUCACCAAUGAAUCGCAAAUCCAACACGCUGUGGACAAAGCUGUUGCCAUCUAUGGCAAACUAGACAUCAUGUUCAAUAACGCUGGCAUUUUGGGCGAGAUGAAGCCACGCAUAAUUGAUAGGGAAAAAUCCGACUUUGAGCGUGUCCUUAGUGUGAACGUGACCGGGAUCUUCCUUGGCAUCAAACACGCAGCUCGGAUCACGGUUCCUGCUCGAAGCGGCUGCAUAAUCUCCACUGCCGGCGUAAGUUCAACUAUAGGUAAAACAGGCGCCCAUGCUUAUACUGCUUCAAAGCAUGCUGUUGUGGGACUGACAAAAAAUGCUGCAGUUGAGCUCAGGCAAUUUGGUUAACUGCUUAUCUCCCUAUGGGUUUGCAACGACAUUGUUUAUAUAUAUAUAUAUCUAAUUAUAAGUUAUAUAAGAUAAAAUAGUUCUGUUUUGUUGUCAAAUCCUUCUUCAUCUGAUUCAAUACUCGAAUAUAAAAUCUUUAACUUA
Molecule: messenger RNA, 845 nt
Organism: Rubroshorea leprosula
Lineage: Eukaryota; Viridiplantae; Streptophyta; Magnoliopsida; Malvales; Dipterocarpaceae
Source: the annotation of a GenBank genome assembly